Messenger RNA from Paramuricea clavata, 865 nucleotides. The record is from the annotation of a GenBank genome assembly. NCBI's taxonomy places the organism in Eukaryota, Metazoa, Cnidaria, Anthozoa, Malacalcyonacea, Plexauridae.
AUGCCACAAAUCGACUGGGGAAAUCCCUGGGUAGAAACAGAGUUUGAAGAAAUAAUCGAUGAACUGAUUGAAAAGAAUGAUAAGAACAGGGAACAGCUAGUAGAGAUGCAAAGCACACUGGAUGCACUUAAGUAUGGCUUUGAAGCCUUCAGAGACAGUAUGGUAGACGCAAUUGUGAAGAUAUACAAGAAUUUAAAUGAGAUGCAAUAAUUCUAAAUAAAAUAGCUCCAAAAAUAUGUGCAUAUAUAGUAUAGAGAAGAUGGAACAAAUUUUUGAUAACAGGAAACUGAAUGUUAGUGUAAGAACAGUGAGGUGGGGUGAGGGUAUACUGUUCUAUGCAAAAGAUGUGGCGGAAUCACUAGGAUACUCAAACACAUGAAGAAAAGCUAUUAGAAACCACGUUUGGGAGGAAGAUAAGUGCACAAUAGGUGGAUUGGUAAGGGGUCCCUCAAGGGGUCCCUCAAGGGACCCUUUACCGGGAGGUCAUCCAAGUACUGUUCUUAUUACAGAACAGGGUCUGUACCAGCUAAUAUUCGGAUCGGAGUUAAACACAGCAAAGGACUUCAGACGGUGGGUAUUUACUGAGGUACUUCCCUCUAUCCGUAAAACAGGCUCAUACUCACUACCUGAUAGAAGAUCACUCAGAUACAACCAGAUGAUCCUGGUAAACGAAACGAACCUUCAUUAUGCUGUUGUAAGAUACCUCAUAAACAACCAUCGUGAAACUGUAGUCAUACCUGGACUUGGUGAGCUCCAGGAUACGUCAGGCAAACGAUGUGACGCUUGGAAAAAGGGCUACAGGGGCGGACAGCCUGAUAUUAUCAUUGAGAACCCUAAGGGCAGCUACAAGGGGUUUGCCAUAUAA